UUAGUAGUCUUGGUGUGUUACUUUUAAUAGAAGUCUAACAGAAAGACAAUUGUUUUCGGCGUGGAACGCGUACGAAUAACAAUUCUUUGUUCUUUUAAGCUAUGCAAGUAGAACUUCAUUAAAAUACAAGAAUAAUAUUCUUGUUGAACUUUUAACUAAAUUAUGGGAAUUUUACAUUUAAAUAAAGUUCAAGUAAAUCCGUACUUUAAAAAAUUCCAUAUACGUAAAACUAUAUGAAGAGAUAAAGCUUGUAAUUUUUUAGGCCCUUACCUUAAUAAAAUCACAAUAUUGAGUACUAGAUCAUAUCUCUAGCUAUAUACCACGAUCGAUGGCGAUGGCGACAUCAGUAGUUUUUCCCCUCCUUUGUUACAUCUUCAUUAUUCUCGUCGCUCAACAAGCCACAGCUCAGAGCCCCGCUUGUGUUGAUGACAAAGGUAACUACACCCUUAACAGUACCUACCAUGACAACCUCAAUUACCUCCUCUCAACUCUUCCAAGCUCCCAAAACGACAACGGCUUUGGCUUUUACAAUCUCUCUUACGGCAACUCACCCAAUCAAGUUUACGCAAUUGGACUAUGCCGCGGAGAUAUCAUGCCCAACGUAUGCCAGAGCUGUCUUAAUGAGUCCACACAUCUUCUCCAAGAGCGCUGCCCCAAUCAGAAGGAGGCAGUCGCAUGGUACGACAAUUGUAUGUUGCGCUACUCUGAUCGCUCCUACUUUGGAGUCAUGGAAACUAAUCCACCACUUAUUCUCUCUAACACCCAAAACGUGUCAUCCGAUUCCGGUACUGUGGAGGCAUAUUUCCAAGCUCUUAGGAGCUUGUAUGAUAAUUUGAAAAGCCGAGCUAUGACUGGUGGUUCUCUUCGAAAAUUUUCUGUAGAUAAUGUAACAGCUCCAGGGUUUAAAACCAUAUAUGGACUUGUGCAGUGCACACCUGACCUGUCCCAGAUGGACUGCAACAAUUGUUUGGAUACAGCAUUUGGGAUCAUUCCGGGAUGUUGUAAUGGGAAAAUAGGGGCACAAGUACACCUCGGCAGCAGUUGUAAAUUUAGAUAUGAGGAUUACCUUUUCUCUAAUUCUACGGCCGCUGAUGCUCCGCCACCAUCCAUACCGACACUACCACCAACAAGAUCUCCUCCUCCGCCACCGAAAAACGCCGGAACGAAGAGUAACACACCAGCGAGAACAAUCAUUAUUGUUACUGUGACUACUGUUGUGUUUCUGGGUCUAAUCAUCUUCGCAAACACAUGCGUGUGUUUAAGACUGAGGAGGGAAAAGAAAAUGGCUCAAAAUCCAAGGAAGCGUGCAAAUUUGGAUUGGGAUAGUCGUUACAAAAUAAUAAAAGGUGUGGUUCGAGGACUCCUUUACCUUCAUGAAGAUGCUCGUUUGAGAAUUAUCCAUCGAGAUCUCAAAGCUAGUAACAUUCUUUUAGAUGAUGAAAUGCAUCCUAAGAUAUCAGAUUUUGGAACCGCGAGACUUUUUGUUGUUGAUCGAACUCAAAAAAGUACCAGUCGAAUAGUUGGAACAUAUGGAUAUAUGGCUCCAGAAUAUGCUAUGUAUGGACAAUAUUCUGUCAAAUCCGAUGUAUUUAGUUUUGGUGUAUUACUUUUAGAAAUAAUAAGCGGACAGAAAACAAAUUGUUUCUAUCAAGGAGAAGAAACAGAAGACUUUCUAAGCUAUACAUGGAAACAUUGGAGGAAAAAAAAUGCUACAAAUAUAGUAGAUCCAUUGAUGAAAGUUGGGUCAGCAAGUGAAAUAAUGAGGUGUAUUCACAUAGGACUAUUGUGUGUACAGGAAAAUUUAGUUAACAGACCAAUCAUGAAUACUGUUGCUCUCAUGUUAAAUAGCAGCUCUGUUUCUCUCCCAUUACCGUCAAAACCAGCUUUCUUUAUGUAUAGCAACACGGGAUCAGAUAUGUCAUUACCAUCAGAUUUCAAUUCAAGAAUAAAUCAGCCUGAGAGUGCGUCUAUAAAUGAAGCAUCAAUCAGUGAACUUUUCCCUCGUUAGUGUGUUGUUGAAUAAAUAUAUAUAUAUAUAUAUAUUUAUAUAAUUAACUUAAAGUUACAACAUGCAUGGUCUUUGUUAUCAUUAUUCCUCUAAGUUUGUAUCAUUUUCUCGGUCUAGAACCACAAUUUCUGUCUCAUAUUUAUUGUUCAACCAAUAACAUUUUAACAGGCUAAUUAAACUAUUUAAUUGAUGUAAAUGUUUUUUUAAGGAGAAUAUUCAUUAAUGUAAAUGUUUACUCAUAAAAAGUGAUG
Messenger RNA from Humulus lupulus (European hop), 2259 nucleotides. RefSeq names its product cysteine-rich receptor-like protein kinase 10. NCBI's taxonomy places the organism in Eukaryota, Viridiplantae, Streptophyta, Magnoliopsida, Rosales, Cannabaceae. The record is from RefSeq and is a predicted model, not a curated record. Gene Ontology annotation, biological process: protein phosphorylation. Bases 329 to 2008 code for a protein of 559 amino acids. The transcript is spliced from 5 exons. Gene Ontology annotation, molecular function: ATP binding; protein kinase activity.